Molecule: messenger RNA, 1266 nt
Organism: Helobdella robusta
Lineage: Eukaryota; Metazoa; Annelida; Clitellata; Rhynchobdellida; Glossiphoniidae
Exons: 3
Coding region: 1-1266 (421 amino acids)
Molecular function (GO): zinc ion binding
Source: RefSeq, a predicted model, not a curated record
AUGUUUCAGCCUCCUCAAAGAUAUCUCUGCCCUGUUCACAGUAAAGAUAUUGAGCUCAUUUGCAAGACAUGUCGACAGUCGGCCUGUGUUGUUUGCUUGGUCGCCACACACAACAGACAUGAUAUGAUGCUAGCCUCCGAGAGGGUUGAAGCCAACAAACGAGUUCUGAGUAAGAUGAUAGCGUCCAAUGAUGAGAAAAUAAAGGAACUCGACGUGAACAUAAUGAAGAUUCAGGAAGAAAUUACUAAAGAGGUUGUUAAAGAAAUUAAAAAUUAUUUAAUGAGAGCAGUGGAUGAUUUUCUGACCAGCAAGCUUCAUCCAUAUUUGAAACCAUUCCAGCAACUGCGGGACAAUCUAACAGAUUAUAAACACAAAUUAGAGGAUGUCAAAUACUUAACUGAUAAUGAGGUCGUGGAAGAUGAAGUCCUGGUUGAUUUCAAAAUAACGAAAAAAUUUGAGUAUCCAAUUUAUCAAGUAGACUACCAGAAGAUGCAAGACAACUUUCGGCUGUUUCCACAAAUUUUUCAAAACUCAAUUAAGAAGAUUUGUGUUGGACGUGACUUCGUUACUCUGGUUAAAGAAAUCAAAUGUGGAGUGCCUGUGACGUGUUUCACUAUCUCAAACGACAAACUUUACAUUUUUUCAGGAAACGAGUUUAUCACAAAAGACCUCCUUAAUCCCGAAGAAGUUUCAACUGAAAAUAUCGGUGACGGCUUUCUAAAUCUAGGAGACAUUUUGAGUUGUGAUGAUAACUUUUAUUAUUAUUACGACGAUAUGAUUCAAAACAUUUUUAAGGAAAAGAUUUACAGUCCUAUUGCAGAUUUGAGUAGUAGAAUGAAAGUAAAUGGUCUAGAAUUCCUAGAAAUAAGAAACAUAAAUUGCUUCUCUCUAGCCGGGAAAAAUAUUUUGGCUGCUAGUAACGGCGCACUUUACGAAAUUGAAAGCGUGUAUAUUUUCCGAACACGUGAUGGCUUUUCAGACCAAUAUACCGGAAUGACAAAAGCUUACUUGUCUCAUGACAUUUACGACAACAUAUACGUCAUCAGUGAUUGCCUUCAAAGUGAAAUUUUAAUUCUUGAUAAAAAUCUAAAAUAUUUUUUGAAAAUACAAACAUUUGAUAAUCCCAAAAAGACCCUAAUAACUAGCCAAAACAUACUGUACGUUAGUUAUGUCGGCGGUAACUUUAUCGCCGUAUACAAAAUCAAAGGAACUGAAACUGAAGAAUCGCUGUGCUUAGAAACCGAAAAUGAAGAAGCCGAGGCGUAA